Drosophila persimilis is the source of this 1567-nucleotide messenger RNA. Its product is annotated as serine protease inhibitor 42Dd. Gene Ontology annotation, molecular function: serine-type endopeptidase inhibitor activity. The record is from RefSeq and is a predicted model, not a curated record. The transcript is spliced from 3 exons. Bases 130 to 1479 code for a protein of 449 amino acids. Lineage: Eukaryota; Metazoa; Arthropoda; Insecta; Diptera; Drosophilidae.
AAAUGACAUCACCGUAUGCCAAAAAAAGAAUAAAGAGCACCAAAGAGAGUGCGUGCGGAAAGAGUGGAUAUUAAGGGAGUAUUCCAGCUUCUCAGUAUCUUGAGAAUUAAGAGAGAAUUUUUAAGAGAAAUGCGUGUGGCUGAGAAGCAUGUUAAAACCAGAAUCAGCACAGAUAACGAUAAAAAUAAAAAUAUUUCUGUAAGUACGUAUAUAAGGAGAUCACGGAAUUUGGGUAGAUCAUUCAGCUUCAUCUUGUUGGCUUCCGAGCACACAGCAUCCAAGGCCGCACUCUCACUGUUGCUCCUCCUGGGCUCUGUUCUGACUAUGGCCAAGUCCGUUAACAAUUCCAGUAGCUCCGCAGGCGAUGGAAAGUUUUCCUUAGAGCUUUUCGGACACCUGGCGAAGUCGGAGGCUGGUGGAAAUCUCGUGUUCUCGCCGUCGUCUAUCAGGACAGGCCUGGCUUUGGCCUACCUAGGCUCCGAGGGCACGACUGCAGAGGAGCUGAAGCAAGGCCUCGCAUUGGAGGGAGCCGACAAGAAUGAGGUUGGCCAACGAUUCGCUCAGCUCUUGGCCAAAGGACAAACGAAAACUAAGGAGGAUGAGGAUGGCGUGCAGUUCAACUAUGCCAACCGUCUCUACGUGGCUGAGCGCUUCAGGCUGGCCCAGGCCUAUCAACAAUUGGCCGCUGAAGGCUUCGACGCAGCUGCCGAGAAAGUAAACUUCGCUCAAGGCUCGAAGGUGGCCCAGAAAAUAAAUUCCUGGGUAGAAGGGCAGACCCAUAAUCAAAUUAAGGACCUCAUUAGCGCCGAUUCCCUCGACGCUGAGACGGUCGCCAUCCUGAUCAAUGCGAUCUACUUCAAAGCCGACUGGGUGCACAGUUUCGCCGAUUACAAAACGGACCUGCAAGACUUUGUCCGCCAUAAUGGAGCCAGGGUUAAGGUGAACACCAUGUAUCAGUCCGACUUUUUCAGGUACGGCGAGCUGUCCUCUCUGAAAGCAAAGGCAUUGGAAAUGCCCUACAAAGGCACGGACAUUGUGUUCCUGAUCAUUCUGCCUCUGGAGGAGCAGGGACUGCCCGAACUUGAGCAAAAGCUUAGUGGACAUGACCUGAACGUGAUUAGUUCGCAGUUGACCAGACAGAUGGUGGAGAUACAGCUACCCAAAUUCAAGUUCGAGUUCGAUGUCUCCCUGAAGCCUGCGCUGAAGGAGUUGGGCAUCGAAGCCCCGUUCGGUCCUCAAGCUAACUUCAGCAGCCUGCUCCAGACCCCGGACCCCCUGAAGAUCACCGAGGUGAAGCACAAGGCUCUCAUCGAGGUAGACGAGAACGGAACCACUGCCAGUGCCGCCACAGCAGUCAAGUUCUCACUAGAAUCUGCCUUCAUGGGGGAAGUACAGCAGUUCACCGCAGACCACCCCUUUUUCUUUGCCAUCAAGGACGCGCAGAGCACCUACUUCUUGGGCCACGUUAACCAGCCCUAAGCUAAAGUUUCGUUGCGGUAAGUGUUUCCAAUAAAUUGAGUGAAACUUAUGAAGUUCCUGCGGUCAAUAAAUGCCAUCUGAUGUCAAG